Prunus dulcis (almond) is the source of this 686-nucleotide messenger RNA. Its product is annotated as protein MHF2 homolog. Bases 56 to 367 code for a protein of 103 amino acids. The record is from RefSeq and is a predicted model, not a curated record. The transcript has 7 exons. Gene Ontology annotation, cellular component: FANCM-MHF complex; Fanconi anaemia nuclear complex. Gene Ontology annotation, biological process: replication fork processing; resolution of meiotic recombination intermediates; DNA repair. Lineage: Eukaryota; Viridiplantae; Streptophyta; Magnoliopsida; Rosales; Rosaceae.
AGAAAAAAAAGAAAAAAAGAAAAAAGGGCGUCUGAAUCUCUCACUCGUCUCUCCCAUGGAGGAAAAUACUUUCGAACCUGAUCUUGUUCAUGCCAUUUUCAAGCUCGUCUGGUCCAGUAGAGCUCUCGAGCGUCAAAUGAUUGAAGGCACCGAUGCUUUGGACUGCGAGGUAGGAGCUGGAACAUCUAAGAAAAAUCGCCCCACAUCAGCUAAUGGGAAUGCCGUAAAACUGAGUUGUGAACUUCUCCGUAACUUUGUCAUAGAGGCUGUGCAGCGCGCUGCUACAAUUGCUGAAGCAGAGGGCGUGAGUAAGAUUGAAGCAACUCACUUGGAGCGGGUUCUCCCACAAUUGCUUUUGGAUUUUUGAGGUUUCAAAACUUGCCCGACUUGGAAGCAUCUACAAUAAGAAUGUUUCUUAGGAACCACAUCUUGUAUGAGACUGUUGUUUCGCUAAUACGGGCUCACUUUGCCAUUUUUAAGCUAGAGUACUCCCUUCUGUUUCUGUUGAAAAUCUUGAGAAAUGGGAGUUGCAAGGUUUAUGGCGUAUACGAGCAGGCCAUUUUGUUUUCUUUUCCUUUCUGUUAUAUAUGAGUAAACCGAAUUCGAUAUGUAGAUAUCCUAAUGACUCACUCUUGAUUGAAUGUAUACAUUCUUCCUUAUAUAUAUCCACAGGCUAUAAUUACAUA